Carassius auratus (goldfish) is the source of this 1830-nucleotide messenger RNA. RefSeq names its product vimentin beta-like. The record is from RefSeq and is a predicted model, not a curated record. Bases 86 to 1438 code for a protein of 450 amino acids. Gene Ontology annotation, molecular function: structural constituent of cytoskeleton. Gene Ontology annotation, biological process: intermediate filament organization. Lineage: Eukaryota; Metazoa; Chordata; Actinopteri; Cypriniformes; Cyprinidae. The transcript has 9 exons. Gene Ontology annotation, cellular component: plasma membrane; axon; cytoplasm.
CUCUGCACUCUCGGUUGGUCUGGACAGGGUGAGGUUCUGAGGGUAGACGCUGAUAUCAACAAUAACCCAGAACUAAAGGAUUACAAUGUCCAGUCGGACAAGCACAUCUUCUUAUAAAAGGAUGUUCGGUGGGGAGCGACAAGCGAUGGUUCGGUCCACUUACUCCAGCCGGCAGUACAGCAGCCCUGGGCGCACAACCUCUCGCGUGUCCUACAGCAGCGCGUCCUCCGCGUCUCCAUCCCUCUACAUGAGCAAGAGCGCGAGGGUGCGCACCAGACUCGCCACCGAGACGCUGGAUUUCGGGCUCGCCGAUGCCAUCAACACCGAGUUCAAAGCCAACCGAACCAAUGAGAAAGCAGAGAUGCAACAUCUCAACGACAGGUUUGCCAGUUACAUAGAGAAAGUGAGAUUUCUGGAGCAGCAGAAUAAGAUCUUGACCGCGGAGCUGGAGCAGAUGCGGGGCAAAGGCUCGUCCCGGGUCGGUGAUCUGUACGAGGAUGAGAUGAGAGAACUGAGGCGACAAGUGGACCAGCUCAUCAACGAGAAGGCCUCAGUGGAGGUGGACCGGGACAAUCUGGGAGAGAACAUCGAGCGUCUCAGACAGAAACUUCAAGAAGAGAUGCUUCAGAGGGAAGAUGCGGAGAACAGCCUUCGGAGCUUCAGACAGGAUGUUGAUAACGCCUCCCUGGCUCGUCUGGACCUGGAGAGAAAGGUGGAGUCCUUGCAAGAAGAGAUUGCUUUCUUGAAGAAACUUCAUGAUGAGGAACUUGCCGAACUGCAGAUGCAGAUCCAGGAACGGCAUGUGCAGAUUGAUAUGGAAGUGGCCAAACCUGACCUCACCGCUGCCCUGAGAGAUGUCCGACAGCAGUACGAGACUCUGGCUUCCAGGAACCUCCAGGAGUCUGAGGAAUGGUACAAAUCCAAGUUUGCUGACCUGUCCGAAGCUGCUGCCCGUAACAGUGAAGCGGUCCGUCUGGCCAAGCAUGAAGCCAAUGACUAUCGCCGUCAGCUUCAAUCUCUCACCUGCGACUUAGAAGCUCUUAGGGGAACUAAUGAGUCCCUGGAGCGUCAGAUGAGAGAGAUGGAAGAUAACUUUUCCAUCGAGGCAUCUGGGUACCAGGACACCAUUGUUCGUCUAGAGGAUGACAUCCGCAACACAAAGGAUGAGAUGGCACGUCAUCUCCGUGAAUACCAGAAUCUGCUGAAUGUUAAAAUGGCCCUGGAUAUUGAGAUCGCCACCUACAGGAAUCUCCUGGAAGGGGAAGAAUACAGGAUCACCACACCAUUUCCCAACCUUUCAUCACUAUCCCUACGAGAGUCCAUGAAGGAAAUCAGACCUGCGAUGGACAGCCUAUCAAAGAAAGUGGUGAUAAAGACCAUCGAGACCAGAGAUGGACAUAUAAUUAACCAGUCGACCCAAAAAGACAAUCUGGAAUGAGCUGCAUGUGAACCUGUGACCAGUAGGCGCAGUAGAGAGCUGAAGAUCCACGCUGGAGUAAAACGAGGAAGAAUGAAGAUCUUCUAUCUGUUAAGAGAGAGAGAGAGAAAAAAGAAAAACAGCUUUAAAGUGCCUUUUUUUGCAGUGCCACAUUAGAGCAUUAGAGUCUGUUGAUAGAGCUGUAUUAGACCUGAAAAGUUAAUUUAGGCCACUGAGUAAACCAGCUUUAUCCAGGUUCAUGUUUACCACUAUGUCUGUAGUUUACACUGUUGAAGACCACAGCAAUACUGCUACACCUUUUCCUGUUUUGUAAAAUAAUUGCAAAUGACCAAAAACCUGAUGGACUUUCCAAAUUACCACAAAUUCAAUAAACCUUUUAAAGAAUAAUCAGA